AUGGGUCAUCCUGAGACUACCUCCCUAAACUUAGUGGGUGUAUAUAAUAAAUUCAAUGGAUGUGCAAACGGUGACGAUGUCUUGUUGUUAGAGUAUUGCGAGGCAUACUCAGAAGUUGCUAAACUUCUUGUGUACUUUGGAAAUCUUUUUUACUUUGUAAGUAGUGAUGUAAACCACAAAAUAUCUGACAUUCGUGCAUUACAUGUGGCUGAUAAGAAGAACUACGGUUCAGUUAAACAAAUGGUUGACUAUGAGAAGAAACAUCACGAUCCUAUAAAAAAGAAAAAAUGUUAUGGUUGUCGCACGCUUCUCCGGCUACACCGAGCCCUCCUCUUUGUGAUUGAGUUGAUGCAGGAAGUGUGUACAGCUCCACCUGAUGAACAGUUGAGGAAUAUCGCUAGGUCGGUAUACGAAAAAACUCUAGCUCAAUAUCAUGCCUGGGCUGUUAGAAAGGCUGUUAGUGUGGCUGUAUACGCUCUGCCUACAAGGGAGCAAUUAGUUCAGCACAUUGUUCAAUCUCAACCCCGUGAAAGUGGAUUAUUUACACGUGAACAAUGCCAAGAAUUUUUAAACACGCAUACUUUACCUAUUAUGCGAACAGUAUAUAAUUGUGUUCAAAUUAUCCUUGAAAAACACAAUAUGCUAAAUUUACCAUGAUCUCUUUUAUAAAUUAAAUGUAUCUUAUUUUAUCUAUUGAUAUAUUUUCAAGACUGAAAAUAUCGGAAUAAAACUGUCUGUC
Messenger RNA from Trichobilharzia szidati, 739 nucleotides. The record is from the annotation of a GenBank genome assembly. NCBI's taxonomy places the organism in Eukaryota, Metazoa, Platyhelminthes, Trematoda, Strigeidida, Schistosomatidae.